Molecule: messenger RNA, 1072 nt
Organism: Eptesicus fuscus (big brown bat)
Lineage: Eukaryota; Metazoa; Chordata; Mammalia; Chiroptera; Vespertilionidae
Gene: UTP23
Product: UTP23 small subunit processome component
Exons: 3
Coding region: 147-893 (248 amino acids)
Cellular component (GO): small-subunit processome; nucleolus
Molecular function (GO): small ribosomal subunit rRNA binding
Source: RefSeq, a predicted model, not a curated record
AGGGCAGGUCGGAGGAGGGAGGCGUUUACUUCCGGGUCCACGGUCGCUUCAUUUCCGGGAGAAGCCGGCACCGCUGGUAGCGGGCAGUGAGGCAGGUGUUUGCGGCCGCCGGGUGGUCCCGGGGCCUCGGUCGGGGGACGCCAGGCAUGAAGAUCACGAGGCAGAAACAUGCGAAGAAGCAUCUCGGCUUCUUCCGCAACAAUUUCGGAGUCCGCGAGCCGUACCAGAUCCUGCUCGAUGGUACCUUCUGCCAGGCGGCGCUGCGGGGCCGCAUCCAGCUGCGGGAGCAGCUGCCCCGCUACCUCAUGGGGGAGACCCAGCUGUGCACCACCAGGUGUGUGUUAAAAGAAUUAGAAACAUUGGGACAGGACUUAUAUGGGGCAAAACUGAUUGCACAAAAAUGCCAGGUUCGAAAUUGUUCCCAUUUCAAGAAUGCAGUGAGUGGAUCAGAAUGUCUGCUUUCCAUGGUUGAAGAGGGAAAUCCCCAUCAUUAUUUUGUGGCAUCACAGGAUCAGAAUUUAUCUAUGAAAGUAAAGAAAAGGCCUGGAGUUCCUCUUAUGUUUAUUAUUCAGAACACUAUUGUCUUGGACAAACCUUCUCCCAAAACAAUUGCCUUUGUUAAAGCAGUAGAGUCAGGUCAGCUUGUCUCAGUUCAUGAGAAGCAAAGUAUCAAGCAACUCAAAGAGGAACAGGGUUUAGUGAAAAACCCUGAACAGAGAAGAAGAAAAAAGCGCAAGAAGAUAAGUGGCCCCAAUCCCCUUAGCUGUUUGAAGAAAAAGAAAAAAGCACAGGAUACAAAACCAUCUUGCUCUGAAAAGAAAAGAAAAAGAAAAAGAAUCCGGAACAGAUCAACCUCAAAAGUACUUUCUGGAACGGAGAAUGCAGAAGGAUAAGGAAUCCUUUGGAUACUUUGAAUGACAUUCAAAUGUGAAAAGCAAAUUUCUUUUUAAAACUGUGGAAAUACUUAGAAUAAAGAAAGGCCACACAAAAAACUAAACUUAUUUUUGUAAAUGAAUAUUGAUCCAUAAGCCUUUGCCUAAAAUUAUUUGUAAAUAAAAAACAAAACAAUGAA